Molecule: messenger RNA, 1381 nt
Organism: Theobroma umbraticum
Lineage: Eukaryota; Viridiplantae; Streptophyta; Magnoliopsida; Malvales; Malvaceae
Product: zinc-finger homeodomain protein 2-like
Biological process (GO): regulation of developmental process; regulation of DNA-templated transcription
Cellular component (GO): nucleus
Molecular function (GO): transcription cis-regulatory region binding; DNA-binding transcription factor activity
Source: RefSeq, a predicted model, not a curated record
AGUAUAUCAAGAAGGACCCUUUGAAACAAAAACAGCUUCUUUUGCAGAUAGAAAGAGAGAGAAAGAGGGAGAGGGAAAAUAAAAAAAAAAAUCAUGGCCACACUCUCUCACUCCUCUUAUCUUCUUCUUCUUCUCUAUUAGUGGAAAAAAGGUCAAAAAAUAUUUGAUAAAAAAUCGUUUUUUGGGUAGUUAUUUUGGGGGGAGAAAUGGAUUUUGAGGAUCAGGAGGAGCAAGAAGAAGAGAUGGGUUUGGCACCGAGUUAUGACUCGCUAGCAAACUCAUCUCGGGUCAAAAUGUCAGGUGUUGAACCGGGUUCGAUAACUCCAACGGGUCAGCAGCAGCAACAGCAACAGAGGAAGCCAAGGUAUAGAGAGUGCUUGAAGAACCACGCGUUGGGAAUCGGCGGUCACGCCGUCGACGGUUGCGGUGAGUUCAUGGCGGCUGGAGUUGAAGGCACCCUCGACGCUCUCAAAUGCGCCGCUUGCAACUGCCACCGCAACUUCCACCGUAAGGAACCCGAACUCGGUUCCCCAAACUCCGUUCCCACGACGGACCUCUACCUCCACCACCACCAGCCGCCGCAAUUCGCUCCUUACUUUAGGGCACCAGCAGGGUACCUCCACUUGGCAGGACAACAAAGGCCAUUAGCUUUACCGUCGACGUCAGGAGGCGGGGGAGGGCACAGCAGGGACGAUCAAGAGGAUGUUUCGAAUCAAGGGAGCUCAAGGAAGAGGUUUAGAACGAAGUUUACGCAGGAGCAAAAGGACAAGAUGUUGGGGUUGGCUGAGAGGUUAGGGUGGCGGAUUCAGAAACAUGAUGAAGCGGUUGUUCAACAGUUCUGCAACGAAAAUGGGGUGAAAAGGCAUGUGUUGAAAGUUUGGAUGCAUAAUAACAAGCACACACUUGAUGCUGUUGCAUCGAGCAAAGUGGAGACAUGCAAUGCAAUGCAAGAGGCUUGAAAAUGGAAGAGAGGUCUAACUGGUUUUGAGCAUGGGAAUUAUGAUCUUUCCUGAGUAAGCUUUUUCAGUUUAACUGAGAUAACAAGCGGGAAGGAUCAAUGACGAUUUUACUUGGAGACAUGAACGUUGGCUGUAAUCUUAAAGUUCAUUUGCUGUUUGCACAAGUAUUUCGUUUACAUGCGUCUCUCUGCAUUUAUGGGUUAAUGGUCCUUUGUGUGAGUCUUUUACUUCGCCUAACCAACCUUUUUGUUUGAGUCCAGUGAUUCUCAGCUAGCAACCGUUGAUAUAUGUACUUGAGAAAGUGAGAAAAAGGAAGAUGAGAGAGGGGUUUGAGCUUCAGUUUGAAGCAUGAUGGGUGGCAUUGAAUGAGUGUACUUUUCUUAUCGACUUUUUUCAACAUUGAUCCUUCUUCCUCCAUUCAA